AUGUUGCCAAGUAAGCCACAGCGCCGAUGGUGCUGCAUGUUUUGCGAGGUCAACGAGGACAAGAGCGAGUUUGAUAAAACUGGCGUGUUGUUUGCGGGCCUGCGGAUCUGCUCGGGGCGACAGGGGGGCCCAAACACCCGCAAGGUGGCGGAGGUCCUGCCCCUGUCUGUGCCCCGCAGUGAGAGGGAACAACAAAGCUCUCCAAUCAAAAGGAUUGUCUCAGGUCGAUGUUCAGGGCAGAAAUUUGGAGCGAUGGCGCGGGUGAUACAACCCGACCAAUGCGAGGGUACAUUGCUGCACGUUUGCACAUGCUCAUCUGUACUCCGUACGGGGGUAUACAAGAAGCAGCCAUCGUGUUUUUUUCCAUAUUCCGUGACAUCCCGUUGGGACCGCUUUGAUGUGCAAGCCACCGGAGACGGCGCGAGGAAGUGCCGACAUGUGCUCUAUUUUUUGCGUCCGUCGACUCCAUCCAUUGAUGCUGGAAGCUCCAGACCGGUGAUCGCAUCCCCAACACCCAUAAAUACGUCUCUGGAGAGGCAGACACAACCCAAGCCUGAAGCGGGAAAGUUCACGACAUUGAUCACGCUCCACGUCCGUGGCAAUCCCCUUACUGAAUCCUACGAUGUGUGUAGCGCGCCUUGCAUGCAGAAGUCGCUAGAAACGAGUCAACAGGUUACGAGAGUGGUGUAG
This is a messenger RNA of Coccidioides immitis RS, 690 nucleotides long. RefSeq lists its product as uncharacterized. The coding region runs from base 1 to 690 and encodes 229 amino acids. NCBI's taxonomy places the organism in Eukaryota, Fungi, Ascomycota, Eurotiomycetes, Onygenales, Onygenaceae. The record is from RefSeq and is a predicted model, not a curated record. The transcript is spliced from 3 exons.